Messenger RNA from Ostrea edulis (European flat oyster), 848 nucleotides. RefSeq lists its product as uncharacterized. The transcript has 6 exons. The record is from RefSeq and is a predicted model, not a curated record. Bases 68 to 808 code for a protein of 246 amino acids. Gene Ontology annotation, molecular function: wide pore channel activity. Lineage: Eukaryota; Metazoa; Mollusca; Bivalvia; Ostreida; Ostreidae. Gene Ontology annotation, cellular component: membrane.
CAUAAAACUCCACAGCACUUCAUAUGCAUAUUGAUUAUAGUCAACAAUAUAAAAGAUGACAUGAUAAAUGAUUUUAUUGUCACCUGGAAAAAGGAUCAAGGUCUGUCACUAUCAGAAGAUGAACGGUUUCACAGUUAGACAUUGGAGUCUCCUCAUCUGCUCCAUUUCUGUCAUCUCAGCAGUGAAAUGGCCAAGGGGGACAUAUACUUUGGUUAAACCAAAGAGCGGAUGUCCCUCGGGGUGGCUGGAAGGAUGGCGAUACCAGGACAAUGAAGAUGAUUCUAACCAGAACCACAUAACAUACGGACAUCACUUCUUUGGCAUCAGUGGGUCCUCUCCCAGCAAUCUGAAUGUAUCUUACUGCAGCAAUGAUCUCGAUGGUUGUAAUUCCGAAGGACAUUGGCCUAGUGGGAACUACUGUAUUCUGAAGCAUGGAGACACAUGUCCUAUUGGAGCUUUCCGGAGUGGAAGCGUUUUUUGGGAUGACGAAGACAAUAGCAAUAUGAACCGUGCUGGAGGAGAACUACCGAGUGGAAGUUUUGGCAGGGAUACAAGAAUUAACUACUGUUGCAGAAAUGACGGUUCCUACUCAACAAGAAUUCGACUUCCAAAAACCAAGCCGUUUUAUCUGUUGAGAUAUACCAGUUACUGCCAACGUGUUGAGGGAAUGUACGUCAGAGGAGAAACCGUGUAUACUGAUGAUGAGGACGACAACAAUAUCAAUGGGGUGUCCGGAAGUCAUCCUUUCGGACCGGUUAGCGGAGGAAGUAACCACAAGCUUUACUAUUGUUAUUAUUGGUCAUAUUAAUAAAGCACUGUCUCAUGACAGUAAUAAUUCUGAACCAGAA